CAACCUUGCAUGUUCAGUGUCCUUGUCCCAUUCAUCAUUUCCUGUUCAAAGACAAAGACAUUUAAUUGUUAGGCUGUUAUUCUAUCCAUCUGACGUGUAGUUGAGCACCAUGCCAGUAACAGCUGUGAAAGCACGUCAGAUUUUUGACAGUCGUGGAAAUCCAACAGUGGAAGUAGAUUUAAAAACAGAAAAAGGUCAGUUUAGGGCAGCAGUACCAAGUGGAGCAUCAACUGGUAUUUAUGAAGCAUUAGAACUGAGAGAUAAAGAUCCCAAGGCAUAUCAUGGAAAGGGUGUAUCUAAGGCAGUAUCCAACAUCAAUGACAUCAUUGCACCAAAAUUACUGGCUUCAGGAUUAGAUGAGUCAGACCAAACAGCUGUGGACCAAUUUCUUCUUUCAUUGGAUGGAACAGAAAAUAAAGAUAAACUUGGUGCUAAUGCUAUCCUUGGUGUAUCAAUGGCAGUUUGCAGAGCUGGUGCAGCCAAAAAGGGAGUACCUCUUUACAGACAUAUUGCUGAUUUAGCAGGAAACAAGAACUUAAUCCUCCCAGUCCCAGCAUUCAAUGUAAUAAAUGGUGGCAGUCAUGCUGGAAACAAACUGGCCAUGCAGGAAUUUAUGAUUCUACCAACUGGUGCUAAGUCUUUCACAGAAGCCAUGAAAAUGGGUUCAGAGACAUACCAUCAUUUAAAAGCUGUCAUCAAGAAAAAAUAUGGACAAGAUGCCUGCAAUGUAGGUGAUGAAGGAGGUUUUGCACCAAACAUCUUAGACAACAUGGAAGGUUUAGAUUUACUGGUUCAAGCUAUAGAGACAGCAGGGUAUACUGGAAAAAUCAAGAUCGGUAUGGAUGUAGCUGCCUCGGAAUUCUGUAAAGAUGGAAAAUAUGAUUUAGACUUCAAAAACAAAAACUCUAAUCCUAAAGAUUAUUUGUCACCUGAAGCUUUAGGAGACUUGUACAAAGAUAUGGUAGCUAAAUAUCCAAUCGUAUCAAUAGAAGAUCCAUUUGACCAAGAUGAUUGGUCAGCGUAUACUUCACUAACUGGUGCCACUCCAAUACAGAUUGUAGGAGACGAUUUGUUAGUCACUAAUCCAAAGAGGGUACAGAAGGGAAUUGACAUCAAGGCUUGUAACUGUUUAUUGCUGAAAGUAAACCAGAUUGGUAGCAUCACCGAAGCAAUCCAGGCUUGGAAAAUGUCUAAGGAUGUAAGCUGGGGAGUAAUGGUUUCCCACAGAAGUGGAGAAACAGAGGAUACAUUUAUAGCAGAUCUUGUAGUAGGAUUGUGUACUGGACAGAUUAAAACAGGAGCUCCGUGCAGAUCUGAAAGAUUAGCAAAAUACAACCAGAUCUUAAGAAUUGAGGAAGAACUUGCAGGCAGUGCCACAUAUGCUGGUGAAAAAUUCCGUUUCCCCUAUUAAAGUAUAGACUUGUUGUAUCACUGUUUAUAUUGGUUAUAAGUAUUACUCAACUAGCAUAAACUAUUUUAAGCCACAGGCUUGUCGUAUGUUUUUUACUAAUUUUGUUAUCAUAUUUUAAUUUUUGUCGUCUUAUGUUUCCGAUUGCUAACUUGAUCUCAGGUUUUGUUUUGUAAUAUUCCAUUUAAAAAAUUUACAUUCAAAAUUUGUUUCCUCCCUGCAUUCAAGUAAAGUAAAAUACAAAUAUAAAAAUGAAAAGUUGUAAUACAAAUAUAAAAAUGAAAAGUGGUAUCGGUUUGUUAGUGCCAGAUUUAGUUUUUUCUUUGAGAUUAAUAAGUUUUUAUUGCGAUAUUGGGGGAAACUUGAAUAUUUUCCUUUCUGCUUGUUGCUUUUUUUUUUUACCAAUAGUCCACAAAGAUUGCUCCGUUUAAACAUACAUGGCACCUGAGAAGGCUGUUUGGAAUCAGAGUAAAGUGAAGGGAAAAUACUUUUCACAUUGAAAUUGAAUGUUCCUCCAAUUUACAGAGCCCUCCUUAGGUACCAUUUGUGUUUGAAUAGGUCCAUCCAUACUAGGUAAAUCCCAAGUUUUUUUAUAUAAGAUUUUUCAAGUGCCCCAGUUUUUUCGUUUAUUUUAGGGUUUGAGAUCUGUUGUAAGGUAUAGAAAGGCAUUACUUCUUAGCAUAAUUUGAUUUGAGAUUUACAUAUUGUAAUAAAUAAACAAUGUCUUGGCAGUCAUAAUGAUUAUAUAAAAGUUAAUUAUUUUUUUCUUCAAAUAACAUGUUUCAGUAAGAAUUCUUAUAUAAAUCUGUAGUUAAGUCACUGGAAAAGUUGUUAAAAUGGUCAUUUGGUGCAGAUAAAACACAAAAAGUUUGUGAAAAUUAUCUUUAAUUACAUUGUACAAUGUAAAUUUUGUGAUACUUUUGUCUGUUUACAAGGUAGAAAGAGUGAUUGAUAGAUUUUAAGUAUGUUGUAAAAUGUUGUAUAUAACAUGUACAUAUUGAUGUUACAAUUUUUUUUUCUUUUUUGGCUUUUUGCCAACUCCAAGUACAAAACUAGUGCUAAUUAUUGGCCUUUGCCUUGACAUAAAUUGUCAGACAAUGUGCUGGUCAACCAGAUAUAGUGAGAGGAAGUGAGAUAGAUUGAUUGAAAGAUGGGAGAGAGAGUGAGUUGAUAAUGGAAAAGAAGAGUGGUAGAGAGGGGAUGAAAAAAGAGUGGUAGAGAGAGGGUGAAAAGACUCUUAAUUGAUCAUUAAGAUGUCAUUUUGUACAUACAUGUAUAUAUUUGUUACUUUUACUUUUAAGGAUUUGGUAUUUAGCCAAUAUCCAUCACCACUUGGUAAGUGUUAUGGUGAAAUCGUGAGAUAUGUGCAGGUAAUAUGUAUUUAUAUGAAGAGCGAGAGAGAGAGGGCGCAGAGGGAAACGACACUGAUGCGGGGUUGUUGAAAAUAUGUAAAUAAAUAUAAAUGUAUUUUAAAUAGAGUAGACAUACAGCUAGUCUGAACAAGAUACACAGAGCAUAUGUGAAAUAAGAGUGAGAGGUGUGAGCAAAGAUGAGAAAGAGGUAUAUUUAGUUUUAGAAACUUGACCAUUUAACACUAACAGAGGUCAAAGUAUGUUAAAGUAGUAUUAGUACAUUACAUGUACUUACUGACAUCUUUGACUCAUUAGAGUAGUCUAUAGUCUAGAACCACACAAAAGUCAUUAAUAGUUCUUUUUUUUUUUUAGUUUCUUACUUUGUUAAUUUUUAUGUCCAUUUAUUUUCUUUUCUUUUGAAAAAAAAAUUAUAAAAAAAUGUCAAUGAUAAAAUGAAAUUUAGGAACAUAACGAGGAGAAUAUUUAGAUGAACUAUUCUAUUCUUAAGUAUGUGUGUAAAUACUUCUCGCAAGACAUUACAACAGCAAUGAUUCAAACUUGAAAUAGAAACUAUGUUGCUUUCACUUUCCAAUUUUCACCAACUUAAAAAGAACUGUAAAUAAAUUUGAUGUGGUUUUAAUACUGUAAGAAUGUAUGAGAUGAAAGUGAUGCUUGAUAUGUUGAUUGAAUGAGGAUGUUAUUGUGUAUGAAAUGAAAGUGAUACUUGGUAUGCUGAUUGAAUGAGGAUGUUAUUGUGUAUGAAAUGAAAGUGAUACUUGGUAUGCUGAUUGAAUGAGGAUGUUAUUGUGUAUGAGAUGAAAGUGAUACUUGGUAUGCUGAUUGAAUGAGGAUGUUAUUAUCCUUGUAAUGUUUUGUCUCAAUUAUUAACAUGUAGUGUUUUGUCUUAAAUUUAUUUGUUAAAUGUAUGGACCCCUUAUUACUUACAAGUUUGUUAUUUUGUUUAUUUAUGUUUAGCUAGGUUAUGUGAAACUUACAGGUUAAAGGUGAAAUCCAGUAAGAUUUUGGAUGGAAAUUUGUUACAUAUACAUGUAUCUUUUAUUUAUUUGGUGUCUAUGAUAGAAUUGAAUGAUUGUUGAUUUACUUUUUAUCUUUUUUUCCACAAGUUUAUUCUCCCAUCUUCUUUGCAAGAACAGUUCCAAGCACUUCUAUCUAGGAUUCAGAUAUCUUUGAUGUCAAUAUUGCGAUUUAUCAGUUUACAUUAAACAUUUGUUAUCUUUUAUGACUGCACAAGACAUUGUUUCUCAAAUCUCAAUAAAAACUAAGAAAAUUA
Molecule: messenger RNA, 4051 nt
Organism: Mytilus californianus (California mussel)
Lineage: Eukaryota; Metazoa; Mollusca; Bivalvia; Mytilida; Mytilidae
Product: enolase-like
Exons: 13
Coding region: 110-1411 (433 amino acids)
Biological process (GO): glycolytic process
Cellular component (GO): phosphopyruvate hydratase complex
Molecular function (GO): magnesium ion binding; phosphopyruvate hydratase activity
Source: RefSeq, a predicted model, not a curated record